AUGGCAGGAUGCCACUGCCGUACUUUCCCUUCCGUCACUCCUCGCCACACUUCUGCUUCUGCAGAAACCAGCUGCAUUCAUUUGAUGCGGAGCAGAGCCCGCAGGGCCGCCCGGGGCAUGGCCCAGAGUGUGGUCUAUGCCGACCUGAAGUUCGCGGCGCGGCCACCGUCCACCGCGCCCGACGACAACGACGACAGUCCCUACGAGAACGUGUCACCGCUGGGGCUGGUGACAGCAGAGCCCAACCCAGGGCGCUGGAGCCGGCCGUGGCGCGUCCCCACAGCGCUGCUGGUAGCCAGCCUGUUCCUGUUGCUGCUGCUGCUGGUGGCCGUGGUGGCCCUGGGCGUUUGCCACUGGCAGGUCACCCGCAGCCUGCAGGACUCCUCCCGUGAGCACAAGGCCGAGCAGGGCCGCCUGUCGCAGGAGCUGAGGGUGAAGGAGCAGAGCCUGGAGCAGACCCAGCUGGAGCUGGCGUGGGCCAGAGAGGAGCUGCAGCGCGCGUGGCACGAGGGCAACGUCAGCCAGCUGGAGCUGGACAGGCUGAGCCUGGAGCUGCGCCGCGUCACGGGGGUGCUGGGCAGGACGGAGAGGGAGAUGCAGGAGGUGCAGGCGAGGCUCAACAGCAGCGAGAGGGCCGUGAGCAGCCUGCGUGCCUGCGUGAACACAGACUGCUGCCCCUGGGGCUGGGUACUCUUCAAGAGCAAGUGCCUCUACAUCUCGGUGACAAACAAGACCUGGGAGCAGAGCAGGAACGACUGUGAAGGGAGAUCUGCUCAGCUGCUGGUCCAGGAUGAGUGGUCACCACUGACAGUGCCGUAUUUGGUGCAUGCAUCUAAGGCGUACUACUGGAUUGGAGGAAAACCUCCUUAUGUGGCAAGGAGAUCUAUGUGGAUGGAGAGCAAACAUCCCUCGAAACGCCAUUCUCCAGACUGCUGGUCACUAAUCCUCGGGGAAAUGUGGAAUCAGCCAUGUAACAAACCCUACCCAUGGAUCUGCGAGAAAUCCCCAAAUCUGAGCCGUGUACCUGAGCUUCCUCCUCUUUUUCUGGGCGAGGACUGA
Melospiza georgiana is the source of this 1059-nucleotide messenger RNA. Its product is annotated as B-cell differentiation antigen CD72-like. NCBI's taxonomy places the organism in Eukaryota, Metazoa, Chordata, Aves, Passeriformes, Passerellidae. Gene Ontology annotation, molecular function: transmembrane signaling receptor activity. Gene Ontology annotation, cellular component: plasma membrane. The record is from RefSeq and is a predicted model, not a curated record.